UCAAUAGCUUACUGCAACUUUCUACAUUUCAAGUAGUUUAAAAUAACAGCAUUUUCUUAUAGAGAAUUUUUAUGUAGAUUCUCAUAGAAAUACAGGCUUUGAAGAUUUAUUUUCUGGAUUUAAAUCUAAAUCUAAAAUGAAUGGCUGCUGCCUUUCUCUGGUUAUAGUGUCACUUGUUUCACUUUUACUUCAUUUCUCUGCUGCUGGUCAUUUUUGGACAUCUGGAAGAAACAGCCAUUUUUGCUUCUGGACUAACUCUAUCUCCAAUGGACAGACACAUUAUAUGUUCCUUCACCAGACUACAGUGGGCAAAGAGAGAUCUCUUGUCUUAUUUGACAGUAUCUGGAACAAGAAUAACAGCCUGGUGGAGUGUAUUACAAGCAACAAGCAUGCUGUUAUUAAAAGCUUUUCAUCACAGUGCUGGAAAGCCAGAGACAGGCUUUUCUCAGACAUUCCAGACGGACGCUUUAACAUCAGCAUGUUGAUUGAACCUGAUGGCCCCUGUGUAGAUGUGGGACAUUUGCCGGAACUGAAAGCGCCUGUGCGCAGGACCAGAGACGUUGAAAAUAUAGACCGCAGAACUAUUUACCAGAACAAUGGAGAAAGUUUCCAAAAGCUGAAGCGUUCAAAGCGGGCAUGGAUGAUUCCAGGCACACUGUGGUGUGGCUCUGGGAACAAAGCAUCUGAUUUUUCAGAUUUAGGUUUAUUUGAGGAGACUGAUAAGUGCUGUAGGGAGCAUGACCACUGUGAACAGACCAUUGCGUCCUUUGAGUUUGGUUUUGGCAUUUUCAACAGUAACUUCUUCACUUUAUCACACUGUGACUGUGAUAGCAAAUUUCGCCGCUGCCUUCAUAAAGCCAGUGAAAGAAUGUCUGACAUGGUAGGCUAUGGCUACUUCAAUGUCCUCAAGAUGCGGUGCUUUGAAUUUUCACAGAGAAUGGAGUGUGCAGAGAGGACAUGGUGGGGCAUGUGUAAACACAGUCACAUGACUACCUAUGCUCUAUUGAGAGACGCAACUGAGUACAAUUCCACAUUCUCAGUAGUGGAAGAUGAUAAACUGGAUCUAAGCAUCCAUCACACAGUGUUGUUUGGCGAUCUAACAGCUACUAAUGACUUGGUAAUGUCAUCUGACAUUGUCACUGAAGAUGCCAAUGAAAAGCAUUCAUCAGUGACAGUACCACAAUGGCUAUCUGUUACAGUUAAUAGAUCUCAGCAGCGUAAACUUCAUGGGAAAACAGUAAAUACACAUACAACAGACUCAUCCAAAACAGACAAAACAUACUCAGAGGUGACACAAACAGACUCACCAAUAACACAAACAACAGAUGCCCCAAAUCCAGGAACAAUAUACUCACCAAAAAUAGGAACAACAGACUCAACAAGCUCAGAAACAACCGGCUCACCAAAGACAGAAGCAACAGACUCAACAAGCCCAGAAACAACCGGCUCACCAAAGACACAAACAACAGACUCACCAAAAACAGAAGCAACAGACUCAACAAGCCCAGAAACAACCGGCUCACCAAAGACACAAACAACAGACUCAACAAGCCCAGAAACAACUGGCUCACCAAAGACACAAACAACAGACUCACCAAAAACAGAAGCAACAGACUCAACAAGCCCAGAAACAACCGGCUCACCAAAGACACAAACAACAGACUCAACAAGCCCAGAAACAACCGGCUCACCAAAGACACAAACAACAGACUCACCAAAAACAGAAGCAACCGGCUCACCAAAGACACAAACAACAGACUCGCCAAAAACAGAAACAACAGACUCAACAAGCCCAGAAACAACCGGCUCACCAAAGACACAAACAACAGACUCACCAAAAACAGAAGCAACAGACUCAACAAGCUCAGAAACAACCAGCUCACCAAAGACACAAACAACAGACUCGCCAAAAACAGAAGCAACCGGCUCACCAAAGACACAAACAACAGAUUUACUAAAGACCCAAACAAGAGACUUACCAAAAACAAAAACAACAGCCUCAUCGAAACCACAAACAACAGUUUCACCAAAGAUGCACCACUAUCCUGAUAUGCACACAAAUCAAAAAGGUAAACUGGACAUCUGUGAGAGUUAUAAAGACCUGGACUCCUGUCGUUAUCAGAUACCUGCACUGCGGGAGAAAUUUGGUCUGCGCAAUACUGAACACACCACCAUGUACCACUGCAACUGUACAGCCAGACUUGCCAGAGAGCUGGCUGAAGAGGAUGAAGCUGACAUGGUCCAUUUCUGGCUGCUGGACUUUGUGUCUCAGUCGUGCUUCUUAUUGCCUCAGAACUGCACUGGGACUGAAAGUUGCUCCGCCUCCUCUUCUCAUGACGCGCCUGUCAUCGAGCGCUGGAGCAAAGGCGCGGCCGUCUGGCGACAUCUAGCGGCUCCGAGGCGCAAAGCCAAGCGAUUCAACAACAAACGGUCCAAGAGGAAAGACUCUCGAAUCCGAAUGCACAAAAAGUGUCUGAGGAUGCACUCCAAGCUCCAUAGAACAAAAACGUUUAAGAGAAAAGAAAUACAGCAGCUGUACAGUAAAUGAUGUUACGAGGCCGUCCGGCAUGCAUUCACUUGCUGUAA
Messenger RNA from Hemibagrus wyckioides, 2586 nucleotides. RefSeq names its product phospholipase A2 group III (gene pla2g3). Lineage: Eukaryota; Metazoa; Chordata; Actinopteri; Siluriformes; Bagridae. Gene Ontology annotation, molecular function: A2-type glycerophospholipase activity. The record is from RefSeq and is a predicted model, not a curated record. Gene Ontology annotation, biological process: arachidonate secretion; phospholipid metabolic process. The coding region runs from base 137 to 2548 and encodes 803 amino acids. The transcript has 7 exons.